Salarias fasciatus (jewelled blenny) is the source of this 8381-nucleotide messenger RNA. Its product is annotated as zinc finger protein 646. Bases 421 to 5346 code for a protein of 1641 amino acids. The transcript is spliced from 5 exons. NCBI's taxonomy places the organism in Eukaryota, Metazoa, Chordata, Actinopteri, Blenniiformes, Blenniidae. Gene Ontology annotation, molecular function: RNA polymerase II cis-regulatory region sequence-specific DNA binding; DNA-binding transcription factor activity, RNA polymerase II-specific. The record is from RefSeq and is a predicted model, not a curated record. Gene Ontology annotation, biological process: regulation of DNA-templated transcription.
CUCUGCUAGCAGCGGAGCGGCAGGAAGUAUGCAGCUGAAGCGGCGGCGGCGGGGGGACGGAGCCAAGAAGCAAAAGUCGGUGUUUGAACCGGAGCGCCGAGCAAAUAAGCAUGAGUAAUCCGUGAAAGUGGCGCAUUCUGCACCUCCACGCAGUGCAUCGGUCACCCGGCGGGCGCGGAGGCCGAUCGAGGGUGACACCUCAUUGGCCAGUGUGACCCCACCCCAGGCCCGCCACCUCUCAAGGUGGGCCCGGAUAGACUGCACCAGCACCGAUGGCUCUCGGGGGAAAAUGGCCGCUGCCAACGCCCUCAGCUGACUAGCUAAGCGCCCCCACCAUUUCCUCCCCUGUCCCCCUCACAUCACAGUUCAUUGCUUUGUUGUGAACUGUGAUUUCCCUCCUUCAGUUUGCUGUAGAGUACUAUGGCAAUGCAUGAUAUGAGUCGUGCCAAGGGUUUCCCCUGUAAAGAAUGUGAUAUGGUUUGCCCGAGUACUCCAAGUCUAUUAGAGCAUAUGAAAGCACAUUAUCAGCAAGAAGAAAGCGGACGUUUCGAGUGUGAACAGUGUGGCCGGAUUUACAAGCACGCCGCUAGCCUAGCCAAUCAUAAAAAGUCUCACGAGGUGGGUUCAUUUCAGUGUCCAGUUUGUACUCGUACGCUGCCUAAUGCGGUAGCUUUAAAGAACCACCUCCGAAUCCAUACUUUGUCCCCCAGUAGUGCCCACGCAGAGGAGGAGAACGAGGAGGCGUCUGAAGAAGCAGGCCACGACGAGAGGGACUACGGCCUCGCCCAGGACCUCUCCGACGGGUUUGGACGCUCCCAUUUGAAUAACAGUGGUAUGGGACAUAGCGUUCUGCAAAGCCACGUGUCAGCCGACCACAGAAAGAAAGGCUCUCCUGAAUCCGACGACGCUUGGGACAGACCCUUCAAGUGUGACCAGUGCGACAGGACCUACCGGCAUCACGGUAGCUUGGUGAAUCACAAAAAGUGUCACCAACAAGGAACUUUUAAGUGUACUGUGUGUUUUAAACAAUUUAGCAACCUGGCUUCCUUAAACAGCCACGAGAGAACUCACUCGAAGUUCAAGACCCCCGGGGCCUCUAUGGUGAGCAGCAGCAGUAGCAACACCGGCUCCCAGUCGUCUCAGAGCGACGACACCUCCUCCUGUUUUUGCCACCUGUGCCAGGUAGCUCUGCCUAACAAGGCUGACUUCCAGGAACACAUCCUUCUUCACAACUCUUCCUCUCCUGCCCUCGGCCUGCCACGCAAUUUCCCAGGCAUCAUGCCGCACAAUCUGAGUGCAGUUCGAUCCCCAGCGUACACCCCAGCCCUAGGAGACCCUCUGCCCUUACCACCCCUGCCCACUGACAAAAGAGGUCCCUAUGACCCCAUAAUGGGCCCCCCAGUCAAUAACCCCAUUUAUACAUGUGCUUACUGUGGCACAGGGCACCCAGAUCUGGAGACUCUGAAAGUCCACUAUCUCACACAUGACCCCCACCCCGCCUCCCAUGGUCAAGACAACUCCAUCCUCAACUCUAACAGUCUCAGUUCUGGAUCACAGGGUUCCUCUGCUGGAGGUCGGGUGCCCCAGGCAAAUUCUCCAGAUGAUGGAGAGCGCCGUUUUAAGUGUGGGGAGUGUGGCAAGAGUUACCGGCAUGCAGGCAGCCUAGUCAACCACAAACGCUGCCAUCAGACAGGCCACUACCAGUGUACUAUUUGCUGCAAGCAGUACCCCCACCUGGCAGCGCUACACAGCCACUUGCGAAGCCACAAGGGGCGAUCUUCUAACCAGUCCAUCAACAACGACGGCAAUGACUGGCUAUCUCCUGAGCCCCUAACUCUGGAUUCCCAGCAGAGCUAUGUCCAGGAAGGCAGCGGAGCCACCACUCCCAUCUCCCUGCCAGGAAACCUGGGCGAUGGUACCCACUUCGUUCCUGAUGGAGGCCACAGCAGUGGCUUGGACUCUCUAGAGUUUCAUGAUAGGUUUGAUGGCAGUUCGCUCUCCCAGAGUAGCUCUGCUCAUCGGCAGGCCGACAGACAUGUGUGUGCCGACUGCGGUGAGAUGUAUGGCGAUGUAGCAGGCAUUAAGUCACACAUGUGUCCCCGCCGUGGCCAGCAGCAGACGCAGCAGGGCACCAUGUCCAAUGGGUUCAUGGGGAACAUGAAUUACCACAGCUCCGGUGGAACCUCUCUUCCCUCUGGGGGGUCCAACCUGAAACAAGGCAACAGCCAGCGACAGUACUCUCAAAGUGGAGGCAAGAGGAUGGGGAGCAACGACAAAGACGAUGACGACGAUGGGGAAGUGUAUCAGUGCUCCGUGUGUGGCAACCAUUAUGCCAGCCUCAGAGCCCUCAGAAGCCACUUGCGCAGCCAUGCCAAUAAUCCAACAGGGCCAGGACCAUCCAACCUAGGGCAAGAGUGGAGGAUGAUCUGCUCCACCUGUGGCCAGAGCUUCUCUAGGAAACAGGAUCUUCUGAAUCAUCAGUUAGUUCAUGGUCCUCAAAGGCCAGAUGGCCAGCAACAGGGUAUCGGAGGUGGUUCAGCCAAUGGCAAUGACAAAAUGGACGGCCGCAAUCACAUUUGUGUUGACUGUGGUAUGUUUUUUGCUGACCGCCACCACCUAAUAACCCACCUGUGCCCUGGAAAAAAUGGAGCCACUUCGCUUAGCAAGUCGGGCCUGAAUGGAGCCAAAGGGAUGUCUGGAGGAGAUGGAGUUAGUGGCGGUGUUGCUGGAGGAAGCCGGGACGUUGGCGGUGAUGGGCGUAGGCCAAUGCUUGACCAAAGUGACAAACCUCACAAGUGCGACCAAUGCGGACGAGGAUACAGACACCCCUGCUCGCUCCUCAACCACAAGAAGUCCCAUAAAACUGGAGUUUUCCGCUGCCUGGUGUGUCAGAAACGUUACUACAAUCUGCUGGCUCUCAAGAAUCACCAAAGGACACACUUCGACCUGAAGAGGCACAAGUGUGAAGAAUGUGGCAAAGCCUUUAAGAUCCAAAAGCAGUUGAUCAACCACCUCCGCCUCCACGAGGAGCACCGGGCCAAAGGUUUGGUUCGAACUGGCCCAAACGGGUCCCGCUUCCAGCAGCCCGGUCCCUCUCAGAUGCAGGCAAUGAGGGGCGAGUCCUCAAAGAGCCACGUAAUGGGGGUCAAAUACAGUCACCCAGGGUACAAGAAGCCCUAUUCCUCAGCCGGCACCUCCAGGCCCCAGAAGUUUGACCCUGCUGAGAGUGGACGCCGGCCCUUUGCUUGUGAAGAAUGUGGAAAAACCUACCGUCAUGCAGGGAGUCUGGCCAAUCACAAGAACCUCCACAAGAUUGGAGAGUACCACUGCAACGUUUGCAAUUCCACGUAUCCCAACAGACUGGCUAUGAAAAACCACCUCCGUCUACACUUCGCCCAGAAGAAGCACAACUGUCAGGAGUGUGGCAAAGGUUUCCGCACUCAGAGGCAGCUCGCCACACACACUACAGCUGGACUGUGCAAAGGGCCUCAGGGCCCUGGAGCCCAGAUGGAUUUUGAGUGUGACGGGUGUUGCGAAGGCUUUGCCACUGCCGAUGCGCUGGCAGCCCACGACUGUCCGGCCCAGCACCUGCCCUCGUCCUCCUCCACCAACAGUUCCACCAACAUCAGCAUGGAGAGGAGCUCGGUGGACUUGGAUUCCGACGAGAGGCCCUACGCCUGCGACCUGUGCAGCUGCGCCUACAAACACGCCAGCUCCCUGCUCAACCACAAGCACACCCACAAGACGGGAAACUUCAGGUGCAACUUCUGCGACAAGCCCUACACCAACUACAUGGCGCUGCGCAACCACAUGCGCAUCCACACGCAACGGAAAAAGCACAUCUGCCACACGUGUGGAAAAGCUUUCCGGCUGGCCAGGUUCCUCCGCAACCAUCAGAAGGUCCAUGAGGAGGGGGCCACCCCAUUCGGCUGCCCCAGCUGUGGCAAGAGUUUCCAGGGGAGGUCGGGCCUGGCCAGGCACCGCUGCGGGGACAACCAGGUAGGCAUGGAUGUCAGGAGGAAGGCCACUGCACCCACGGGAGAGGGCGAAGAGUGUCGGUACACAUGUGAUCAGUGCGGCCGGUCCUACCGCCAUGCCAGCUCCCUCCUCAACCACAAGAACACCCACACCGUCGGUAUUUAUCACUGCGCCGUGUGCCUCAAGACCUACUCCAACCUGCUCGCCCUGAAGAACCACCGUCGCAUCCACUCGGAGACACGGCGUCACCGCUGUCACGACUGCGGAAAGGCCUUCCGUGUUUCCUCUCAGUUGUACAACCACCGACGCGUCCACCAGAAGCAGCGGGAGCUGACCUGCCGGUCCUGCCAGCGCGCCUUCCCGACGCAGGCCAGUUUCAGACUCCACAUGGAGAUCACCCACGGUCAAACGCCACAGGCCCGCCAGCCCAGACCCCAGCAGCCCCGGCCAGGAGGCUCCCAGGAGCUGGGCUGGGGGUCCGGCCUGGACCUCACGCUGAUGCAAGAGCAAGGACUCAACCCCGGCGGCAUGGCUAAAGCGCGCAGCCGAGGGGGCACCAGCCAGGUCGUCAAGUCUCACGUCUGUGACCAGUGUGGGCGGGCUUACCGCCACGCCAGCUCCUUGCUCAACCACAAGAACAGUCACAAGACUGGCACCUACUUCUGCAACUCCUGUCAGAAGGAGUUCCCCAACCUAAUGUCCCUGAAGAACCACCGCCGCAUCCACACCGAGCCCAAACGCUACCAGUGCCCCGACUGUGGGAAGUCCUUCCGGGUUUCCACCCAGCUCAUCUGCCACCGCCGCAUCCACACCAAGGAGAAGCCCUUCACCUGCCAGCAGUGCGACAAGCGUUUCUCCUCCAAGUCCAACCUCAGGCACCACAUGAAGGUGCACUGGAGCGGCUCCACGGCGCCCCCUUCCGUGGCUAUGGGUGCGCCCAACUUCCUGGAUCUGAGUGCGGCGGUUUCGGGCUCCAGGAACUUCGUGUGCGGUCAGUGUGGGCGCUCUUACCGCCACGCCAGCUCCCUGCUCAACCACAAGAACAGCCACAAGACCGGCACCUACUUCUGCAUCACCUGUCAGAAGGAGUUCCCCAACCUGAUGUCCCUGAAGAACCACCGCCGCAUCCACACCGAGCCCAAACGCUACCGCUGCCAUGAAUGCGGGAAGUCCUUCCGGGUGUCCACGGCGCUCAUCUGCCACCGCCGCAUCCACACCAAGGAGAAGCCCUUCACCUGCCAGCACUGCAGCCGGCGCUUCUCCUCCAAGUCCAACCUCAGGCACCACAUGAAGGUGCACUGGAGGAGCCCCAAGCGGCCCCGGGCGGCGCAGUCCGCCUUCCUCACCGUCACCACCAGACCGUUCUGAGCGCCCAAUCGCCUGGCACCCUGUGCACUCCGACCUUUCCCCAGUCACCCGACGCCGCCCCAAAAUGACCACAAACUGACUCCGGCUGCUGGACAGGAAGCGGCGGAAGUCUUGAACCUAUAACCGACACAUUUCAGUGCCGUCGGUCGCGUAAAGCCGGGCACCGCCCACUUGAACCCACUGGAGGCGAAGCCUCGGCCGUGUGUCGCCCUCUAGUGCUGGUUGGCGGCAGCAGGGAGGCAACAGGAAGUGUCUUUACACCACCACUGGAAGUUUCCAUCAGGGGUCAGGGGGAACAGGGCGGGACUUUCAUCAGAGGUAACCAUGUUCGAUUCCUGAGAAACACCAGUGCAAAGUGUCUCUUGAAGCCACGAAGUAAAUAACAGGAAAAUAUGGAGCCGGUAAAAGUAACAUUUUCAGAUAAUGGACCAAACAGCAGCUGUGUGUGUGUGUGUGUGUGUGUGUGUGUGUGUGUGUGUGUGUGUGUGUGUGUGUGUGUGUGUGUGUGUAAUCUGGUCGUCAUGGCAACAUGGUAGUAAUAAUUUCCGCUGUGUCACGUCUUCCCGAAGCUAACCAAAGAGUCAUUGACAGCGCGUUGGUCACCAUGACGACAAAGGUCCAGCAUGGCCUGUGACAGGUUUGAGGUGGUGGAUCCUGGAGGCAGGACGGCGAGGCGCCCAAGUUUUUACCCAAACGCCGACUGUUAAACUAACUUUCCAUACACUUCGGACUUUGGAAGGAUUUCCCGUCGAAAACUUUUCAAAACCAGAAUCGACUGAAAGAUUCCGUUCAGAUCUGUACAGCGUUGGUCUUUUGCCUCCUGAACGUAUUUGUUUCUGUCCGUAGGAACUUUACCGGCGCCGUGACUGUGAGUUCGGUCCGCUUUUCAUUGGACGCUGAAAGUUUGCGAUGUGGCCUGUAACUCCUUCAUAAUAGGAUGGGGUCUUCAUGGGUGGUGGCAGGGGCAUUCUGGGUAUUUUUAAAACAUGUUUUAGUGGAAACGCAGCAGAUGUCUUGAGGUGUUUCGUUUGCUCACCUGCACUGACUCUGAAAUCACUGCACAGCUCAUUAGUUUCAUCCAGCAGCUGGUUUUCAUGUUCUAACUCCAACAUACACAAGAAAUCUGAAACUUUCUAUUUAUCCAGAACAUUUCAGUUUGUAGUUAUUUUGUUUGUUCGUUCGUUCAUUUUAAUAAAUAGAAACACUUUAUGUUUGUGGGGAAAAUUAUCGUCAAAGAUGCUCCACAUUUUAUUUAAUCUGUAUAUAUUAGAGUCAUAAUGAAGCCACUAAUCAAAAUUGGUUUCCUGGUAUUUCAUAUCAUUAUUUUUUGAUCUUUUAACACAGACAAACAUCUUUUGUCCUUUUUUGCUUUGAUCUGUUUUAUAGGGAUCUGAUUGGACAUCAUUGGACAUCAUUUUCUGAGUCUUGAAACAGGAAAAAUUUCAAAAGAAAUGUAUAAUUGGUGAGAAGUAAUGGACGGGAUCUGAACGCAAAGAGGGGAAAAAAAUGAUAAAGUCUGAGAAACAACAAAAAUUAUCAGCAUGAGAACAUGAAACUGAAGAAAUUUCAUCUUCUGUUAUUUCAAUCAGAAAAGCUGUGCCAUGUUUUAUUUUAUCUUAUUUUAGUUUCUGACAUCAAAUGUUAUACUUCCCAUGAAACAUUUAUUUAGUUUUCUCAAACUUAUUUUCAACUGCGAGACGAAACGCAGCGUUGAGCUACGGUAUGUGCGGAGUAAUCGAUUAAUCGAAGAGCCUGAAUCUGCAUCAUCAGCAUGAGACACUUCACUCGGAGGACUCUUAAGAAACUGCAGUUGAUUACGAGACUCAUUAUCUUCAUGGAAAUUAAUCUCUGGACUCCAGGAGAGUUGGAGAUCUGAGUUUCAUACGACCAGAGACAGUGAACGCAUCACUGAAAUGACCUUCACACGGCUUUGUUUUUCUCCUGGUGGACCGAGGAGAUCUCACGGUGGAAACUGUCCUUUUCUGUACAUCUGGACUUCGUGCCUAUUAGCCCACAUUAGCAUUAGCUCUAAAUACUGAUUCAGAUGAUGAAGACUUGAGCCUGACUGAACCACAUGAACCAUGUGAGGCCGUCGGAGAGUAACGAUGAACUUGGCGAACUCGGUUGGCAGCUUUGAACUCAGGCAGCUGUUUAAAGUUUCCUUCAAACACAAAAAUACUAAACUUUUCUCAAAACGUUUAAUUUUUUUUUAAUUAAUAGGAACUUUGUGAUGCCUACGAGAAAAAUCCUCAAAACGAGACGAUCAUAGGAAAAAAAGUGUUUGUAGUUAUUGAAAGAAAUAUAUGAAAAGAUUCAUUUAUUAGACCUUUGUUAGGUUUUGGUGAAUAUAGCGUUUUACCAUGAGAAACUUCAACACAACUUAUAAUUUUCACUAGAAUGCAAAUUAUUAUCAUCAUAUUAUGAGAUCCAAUGUUUUUAUUAUUCUUACUUUUUUUAUUAUGUGGAAAUUUCUCAAAUCUAGCAUUUUGUUUGUAAGUGCUGUUUCAAAACUCUUGAUAAAAAAGAAAAAAAAUCAGUGUUCUUGUUUAUAGGAUCAGAGAAAACUCAAAAUUUCAACAUUUAAUCCAAAAGGAAAACAAAGUUUGCUGAAAAUUAUUUAAAAAUGUGUCAGAAAACACAUAAAAAUUCUAUUUUUAUCUGUAAAGUGUAGAUCGGAGGAUUCUGUGGAGUCAAGUCAUGAAUUUGUAAAAGUGUCAAAUUUUGAAUAAUUGAAAUCCUAAAGGUGAGAAACUAGAAACCUGAAAAAAUAUAUACAUAUAUAACUUUUGUCAGGUUUUUUUUUUUAAAUAUAAAUAUAUAUAAUUUUUGUCCAGAUGGGAAAAAAGACGCUCAAAAAUCUUAGUAAAAUGUUUAGAUCGUAAGAAAGUUGUUAAAAAUGUGUUGAAGUUUGUUUCAAAUCAGAAGUUUCUGAAUGUUGAUGAAAUGUGUUGAGAAAUAUAUACUCAAGUUACACCAGAAUGUAAUAAAAUGUUUCAUGUUUGUUUUCUGUUUUUUUAAAUAAAGGAUUCGAUGUG